This is a messenger RNA of Oldenlandia corymbosa var. corymbosa, 4137 nucleotides long. Lineage: Eukaryota; Viridiplantae; Streptophyta; Magnoliopsida; Gentianales; Rubiaceae. The record is from the annotation of a GenBank genome assembly.
GUCAAAAUGCCACGAGGGGACCAAACCCAGGCAAGAAGAGUAGAAGACAUUUUUUGCUUUGGAUUUUCUGCGUCCUUCAAACCGAAAAACUCCGCAAAACGUCGUCGCAGCUCUCCGCCAAGAACAAUCAAACAGUCGCCCCCCAUUUGGUACUUUUUUUUCUCCUCAAAUCACCUCUCUGCUUCACAUUUUAUGCAUACGAAUUUCAGUCAGUUUGUUUCUCUCAUGCUCUGAUUUUUGGGAUUUGUUGUUACUAUAGUAAUUAUUUUUAUUAUGAAGCUGGGAAUUCCAUUUUGCAUUUGUUUGAGACUCUGAAAACUAGGGUUGUAAUGUGGUGUAUUAAUUUUUUUUAAGCAUGAUGAAUGAUUUCUUUGAAAAUGGAUUUCUUUUAUUAUUUGAGUUUUUUGUUUUUCAUAAACAAAAUCGUGUUAUGGUAAAGAUUGCUGCUUUGAGGUUUUGAAAACUAAAGGAGGUGACAAAUUCGUUGAUGUUUAGGAAUUAGUGAAUCUGUUAUCUCUUGAGUUGUCAAAGUGCUGAACUUCCCAUUUCCUUUCCUGGUUUGGUGCUUCUGAUGUUCGAUAAGUUGGGGAAAGUUUGUAACUGGGAACUGUAAGUUUUAGAGAAAUGGCGAAGAACUUUUCUGCAUAGUGGUAUGUCCAGUAGAGAGAGUUCCGAAUGUCUGGUUGACUGACUUGCUACUAUAAUCCAUGUAAUUUUAAUGGAGCAGAAAAAGUUUAGUUUAAGGGAUCAUAUAAAAAAAAAAUGUACUUUAAGGUGUGAAUUUAAAGUUUUGAAAAAGGAUGCUGCUUAUGGAUUGCAUCUUUUAUUUCGCUGUUGUGGUUUGAUUUGGUUGGGGGGAGAUGAGAAAGUUUAGUGUGAAGGUGUGAAUUAAGUUUUGAAAGGGUACUUCAGUUUUCUUGUCUUUUAUAUCGAUUUUUUUGUGGUUUUUGUAGACAUUGGUUUCCUCUGCAUAUUUUAUGUUGCUUUAUGUCCAUUCUAUUGCCUGCCUAAGUGCGAAUAUUCUUGUUUGCGAAAAUUGUGAGAGUAUAAUAGUAUGUAAAGCAAGAAGAAUAGUUUUGGUGGCGGAAAAGUUAUGGCAAGAAUUGGAUGCAGAGCCUCCUUGGGACUGCUCUUAAUUUUGACAAAACUUAUAGAGUUAUUACUUUCUUCACACAGUGGAGUUAAGAAAUUAUCUGGGUAUGAGAUUCAGUAGGACUGUAGGAGGAUGGUGGACUAUUAGUGAGUUACUUGUCAGCAACUUUCACAAGUUUUAAAGAACAGAAGACAUGACACAAAAAUCUCCAUUAUUUAAUAUUAUCACAGCUAGAACUAAUGAUAACUACAACAGAAUGACGAAAAAUUUGGUUGAGAUAGUCAUGACUUAUGACAAAUAUAAUACUUAGUCGGUUUAAAGGGGAUUGAGGGAGUCCUGCUCACUGCUGUUGUCAAGUGCCUCACUAGAUGCUAUGGUUCAAUGGAAUAUUUGUUAGCAGAUGAGACUCAUUUUAGUUGGAUUUUUAACCCAUUCAGUGAUAUUCUUUUAUUUGAGAAAUUCUGAUACCAUGGUUGACAUAUUUGUUUCAGUCACCACUUACCCUCUUACACUGUUUUGGAUUUCUUCUCAAUAUCAGUUCUUAUUGUUCAUUUUAUUGUCAAAUUCAAAAUAAGUAACAUAACAAAUUAUUAUUCUUAACCAUUUUUAAAAUUGCGCAUUGCAGGAAGGUGUACAACUUGGUACGUUAUUUGGAACUGACAUUGUUUUUUUGUGAGACUGGACAAUCGCUGAUUGGAUCCUUUUUGGUGUAGCAGGCACAAUCGUGCUAUAUCUUUUAAUAUAUCUCUGCUUUUGUUGUAAUUAUCUGUUAAAUUCUUGGCCACACAAGCUACUUUCCAUUUACAACAACAUUUGUUCUUGUUUUAUGCAACUUGCAAUGAGAAUAAUAUGCAAAUAUUGGUUUGUUGAUAUCUUUCACAUCAUUCAUAUUCUUGUUUCAAGACAGACCAACCCUAGUAUUGUGCAUUUCCUUCUAUCCCUUGCUGUUGUAGCUCAAGCUUCUCUUUCUCUUCUUAACUUUUAUUCAAACUAUUACCAAAUUUCCUUGUAUGGAUCUAUCGCUUUGCAACCCUUUGUGGUCAAGUACUCAAGUCACAUGCAAAUCUUGUUUCCCCCUUACAAGUCCUCUUGGCAUUUCAUUUUCUUCCCACCAAUUGAUAUUUCUUCCGAUCAUUUCUUCUGGCAUCUGUGCCUUACUUCACAGUGGCCUUGCAUGCUAGCGUAGUUCUAUGAUGUCAAAGACGAGCGCAAAUGCAUCGCCAGUUUCUAUGAUGGAUGAGACCGAGAAGCAUGUUGAACCUACAAAGUCAAAUGAUUCUGAUGAGAGAGUAGCCUUUGACGCUGACAAUGACAAUGAGGACCUAUCAGAGGAAGAAGUAGAGUAUGAAGAAGUAGAAGAGGAAGUGGAAGUAGAGGAGGAGGAGGAGGAGGAAGAGGAAGAAGUGGAAGAGGAAGUGGAAGAAGAUGAGGAACAUAACUCUAAUGGAGCUGCUGAUGGAAAGAGCAUUGCCAGAGGUUUCGAGGUAGUUAAUGGUCAAGAUGACAAUAGGACUCAUGCUGAGCUACUUGCCCUUCCUCCUCAUGGUUCAGAAGUAUAUAUUGGUGGAAUUCCUCGAGAUGCCGCUGAAGAGGAAUUGAGGCAAUUUUGUGAAUCAAUAGGAGAAGUUACAGAGGUACGAGUAAUGAAAGGCAAAGAUGCCGUGGAGAACAAGGGCUUUGGUUUUGUCUCCUUUAAAAAUGUUGAGCUUGCAAAUAAAGCAAUUCGGAAUCUCAACAACACUGAAUUCAAGGGAAAGAAAGUUAAAUGUUCUUCAUCUCAAGCCAAGCAUCGUUUAUUCAUCGGUAAUGUUCCAAAGCACUGGAGUGAUGAAGAUUUAAAGAAGGCUGUGAUGGAGGUCGGGCCUGGUGUUACUUGUGUGGAACUGGUUAAGGAUGUUAAAAGUUCCCAAAAUAACAGAGGAUUUGCGUUUGUAGAAUAUUACAAUCAUGCUUGUGCAGAAUAUUCAAGGCAGAAGAUGACAAAUCCAACAUUUAAGCUGGAUAGUAAUGCUCCAACUAUUAGCUGGGCUGAUCCUAAGCAUGCUGAAUCUUCAGCUACUUCACAGGUAAAGGCGGUGUAUGUGAAGAACUUGCCAAAGGAUAUUACACAAGAUCAGUUAAAGAAGAUAUUUGAACACCAUGGUAAAAUCACGAAAAUAGUUCUUCCACCAGCCAGGCCUGGACAGGAAAAGAACAGGAUUGGUUUUGUGCAUUUUGCUGAGAGAUCUAGCACUAUCAAAGCAUUGGAAAGCUCUGAAAAAUAUGAAAUCAAUGGCCAAGUGGUGGAGUGUUCUCUUGCCAAACCACAGGCAGAACAGAAGUCCACCGGAGUAUUAAAUGCACAGAAGUCUGCAUUGCUGCCUAGUUAUUCCCCUCCUGUUGGUUAUGGUUUGGUUGGUGGUGCUUAUGGUGUAGGUGCUGGAUUUGGUGCCGCUAACUUUGCUCAGCCUAUGAUCUACGGAAGGAGUCCAACUCCUGCUGGUAUGGCCAUGAUGCCUAUGCUUCUGCCUGAUGGACGGAUAGGAUAUGUGCUGCAGCAACCAGGUGCUCAACCAUACACCCCCCCUCCACAGCAGAAAGUUAGCAGUAGGUUGGGCAGUGGCAGCAGUGGCCGGAGUAGUGGUAGCUCGAGCAAGGGCAGGCAGAGUAGUGACAGUGGCCAUGGGCGCAGAUAUCGUCCGUACUAACUGUUUUGUUCUUGACCUAUACACCACAUAGUUUAUUUAGGUAUUUAGGGCGCCUACAGCAAGGUUGACUAUUGGCCUUUGACGGUCAGGCAAAUUGUUUUAAUUUAUUAUUAUUAUUGAAGUCAAAUCUGUGCCAUUUUAAAUACAUUAAUAGACUAACAUUUCUUGAGGGUUUUCAUUUCCCUCCUAUUCUUCUUAUUUAAGCUUUGAGCCCUUCAUUAAGGCCAUUUACUGUGAGUCUUCAGAGAUAUAUUCCAAUCUCUUUUGCUAGGCGCGUGUCACCGGAAUUCUACGUAAUGUUCUGUCUCUUGCUGUGUGACUCCAGUGGCCAGUUUAAGUUGUUAUAUAAGGAGAUAA